Molecule: messenger RNA, 1681 nt
Organism: Lampris incognitus (smalleye Pacific opah)
Lineage: Eukaryota; Metazoa; Chordata; Actinopteri; Lampriformes; Lampridae
Gene: arg2
Product: arginase 2
Exons: 8
Coding region: 127-1176 (349 amino acids)
Cellular component (GO): cytoplasm; mitochondrion
Molecular function (GO): manganese ion binding; arginase activity
Source: RefSeq, a predicted model, not a curated record
AGGCGGACUCACUCAGCAUCCGAGCUUUCGUCAGACUCGUCGGUGCUCGUGUAACAGAGUUCGUUACACCCGUGCGGCGGUCGCCUCUUGUCUCGGGCUACACCGGCGGUUUGCGAUCGGCACGAAAUGGCGCUGAGGGAACCCCUGUCUCGUCUCCUGCGGACUCAGCUCAGCCACGUCUGCCGACAGAGCAGGGCGCACUCCGUGGCUAUAUUGGGCGCCCCGUUCUCCAAAGGACAGAAAAGAAGAGGCGUGGAGCGCGGCCCCAAAGUCAUCAGGGACGCGGGUCUGGUCGAGAGGCUCUCGAAUUUGGACUAUCCGGUUCACGACUUCGGAGACCUCAACUUCCACCACCCUGAGAAGGACGAGCCGUUCAUGCAGGUGCCGUUCCCGCGCACAGUGGGCCGCGCCAACAAGCUGCUGUCCGACGCCGUGAGCAGCGCCGUCGGGGCGGGACACACCUGCGUCAUGCUGGGAGGCGAUCACAGCCUGGCUAUCGGCUCCGUGGAAGGCCACGCCCAGCAGUGCCCUGACCUGGGCCUCAUCUGGGUAGACGCCCACGCUGAUGUGAAUACGCCCAUGACCUCGCCCUCGGGGAACAUCCAUGGUCAGUCUGUGGCCUUCAUGCUUAAAGAGCUGCAAGACAAGAUGCCAGACAUCCCAGGAUUCUCCUGGAUGAAGCCCUUCCUGUCCUCCAGUGACCUGGUCUAUAUCGGACUGCGAGACGUUGACCCUGGAGAGCACUACAUCCUAAAGAACUUGGGUAUCCAGUACUUUUCCAUGAGGGACAUCGACAGACUUGGCAUCCAGAGGGUCAUGGAAGUCACCCUUGACCACCUUUUGGCGAGGAAACAGCGGCCAAUCCAUCUGAGCUUCGACAUUGAUGCAUUUGACCCCUCCCUGGCUCCUGCCACGGGGACACCGGUGAACGGAGGUUUGACUUACAGAGAGGGGAUGUACAUCACAGAAGAAAUCCACAACACAGGCCUGCUGUCAGCCAUGGACCUGGUGGAAGUGAACCCCGUCCUGGGAGCCAGCCGCGAAGCCGUGGAGGCCACCGCCUCGCUGGCAGUGGACGUCAUCGCCUCUUCGUUGGGACAGACGAGGGAAGGAGCUCACGUGCCCGUCCACGAGAUUCCCUCGGCCAAGGAAGACACUGAGCAGCUCCGACUCUGAGAGGGAGGGAGCGGGCGCGACGGACUUUACGGACUUGAUGUCCCCGAGCAUUCCAGAACUUUUGAAGGAAACGUGAAUCCGACUGUAGCUAGAGCUGUAAAUAUUCAUUUCUUUCUCGCUGUAGUCGUAACUCUUAUGUUCAACCGUUAGUCGUGUCUGAAGACACCGCAAACGCACGGAAGGUCCUCGCCAUUAUAACGAUUUAAGCGCUCGCCGCUACUGGUGAGACAAAGCCUUUUGUGACACCAUUACUCAAACCUUUGUCAGUGUUUUUUUUUUUUUUUGAAGUGGUAUUAAUUUCAAAUAGCAAGACUAAGUCGUUAUGAUUCACUAUCAGUUCCCCCGAAUAAUCCAGUUUGCAAAGGGUCGUUGCUGCUACAAAUUAAGUGGGCAUGUGUCUGGUUUUGACAAGUAAGUUGCGCCCCUGCCCCAGAGGCACGAUAUUUUAAUUGGACGACGAACAAUAAUGUUAUUUUUGCUCGGAUAAAAAAAAAUUUGCACUUUU